This is a messenger RNA of Gongylonema pulchrum, 222 nucleotides long. Lineage: Eukaryota; Metazoa; Nematoda; Chromadorea; Rhabditida; Gongylonematidae. The record is from the annotation of a GenBank genome assembly.
AUGAAUAGUUUAGAACCUGAAACCACAUUGCGCUACAAGACAAUUCAUAAUGCAAUCCUAGCCGAAUUGAAGGAGCAUGGCUUCGCGGCAGUAAAAGCGUUCAAAAAACUGGCGAAAGGGGUCUUUCAAAGAAACAAUGAACAAGCACUGGAAUUCAGAGAAAGAGUAAAAGCUCUAGUCCGACGUCCCCUACCGCAAGUGGAUGAGACACUCAAAUACUAA